Molecule: messenger RNA, 2034 nt
Organism: Hypoxylon fragiforme
Lineage: Eukaryota; Fungi; Ascomycota; Sordariomycetes; Xylariales; Hypoxylaceae
Product: cytochrome P450
Exons: 5
Coding region: 282-1865 (527 amino acids)
Biological process (GO): ergosterol biosynthetic process
Molecular function (GO): heme binding; oxidoreductase activity, acting on paired donors, with incorporation or reduction of molecular oxygen; monooxygenase activity
Source: RefSeq, a predicted model, not a curated record
CUCGAGGUGGAGCAUAAAAAUGCCCUCUAAGAGAUAUGAUACUGUUAUAUUGUGGCUGACAUAAUCGCCAACCCGAAUACGAGCACGACCAAAUAGAGCUGACCCCCUGCAAGCUCAAGCCGGGAGCCACCCGAACGGAGAUCGUCUCUUCGAUAUAGAUCUUCGACCUUGGUAUCAUCACCAGUAGCUUAUAGCUCCGUAAUAGACCCUAAGCCUGCCUUACAUCUAUCUUCUUCAAAACGACUCGACUUGCAAGCUGAAAGGGGGGGAAAUCCGCCACCAUGGAACUCCUACCAGACCUCAAGGGGGACUUGUUCCGACAGUAUCUUCAAGAGCAAGGUCUUAUAUCGCGACUCUCCCUAACCGUUGCAUCGAUUAUCGUCGUAGGAAUCCUCGUCAAUAUUCUGAAGCAACUCCUGUUCAAAUCCCCGAAUGAGCCACCCUUAAUAUUUCACUGGCUUCCCUUCAUUGGAAGCACUGUCACCUAUGGCAUGGAUCCGCCUCGAUUCUUCAAGGAGAACAGAGCAAAGUACGGUGAUAUAUUCACGUUCGUCCUACUCGGAAGAAAGACGACCGUGUAUCUAGGCAGCCAAGGGAACAACUUCAUUCUAAACGGGAAACAUCGAGAAAUCAGCCCCGAGGAGAUUUAUGCCGUCCUGACCACUCCGGUGUUCGGGAAGGACGUUAUUUACGACUGCCCCAAUGCAAAGCUCGUAGAGCAGAAAAAGUUCAUCAAGUUUGCCCUGACGAGCGAGGCCUUCCGAUCCUACGUCCCCAUCAUCUCCAACGAGGUGCAAGCCUAUUUCCAAAAGAGAGCCGACUUCAGGGGGAAGUCCGGCAUCGUCAACAUCCCGUCCAAGAUGGCCGAGAUCACCAUCUUCACGGCCUCGCACGCGCUCCAGGGCAGCGACAUCCGCGCCAAGUUCGACGAGUCGCUCGCGCCGCUGUACCACGACCUCGACAUGGGCUUCUCCGCCAUGAACUUCUCGCUGCACUGGGCGCCGCUGCCGUGGAACCGCAAGCGCGACAUUGCGCAGCAGCGCAUGUCGAAGCUGUACACGGACACGAUCCAGGAACGGCGGAGCCGUGGCGAUACCCAGGGCCUCGACAUCCUCACGCAUCUGAUGGGCUGCACGUACAAAGACGGCACCGCCGUUCCGGACCACGAGGUCGCGCACAUGAUGAUCGCGCUGCUUAUGGCGGGACAGCAUACGUCGUCCUCGGCUAGCUCGUGGAUCAUGCUGUGGCUCGCAGCCACGCCCAGUAUCAUGGAGGAUUUGCUUCAGGAGCAAAAAACCAACCUCGGCCCCAACCUCCCCCCCCUAACCUACGAAUCCCUCGCCAACCUGCCCCUGCACGAAGCCGUCGUGAAGGAGACCCUGCGCCUGCACGCCUCGAUCCACUCGAUGAUGCGGGCCGUGAAGCAGCCGCUGCACGUGCCGGGGACCAAGUACGUGAUCCCGCCUCACCACGUGCUGCUCGCGGCGCCGGGCAUCUCCGGCUCGGACCCGGCCUACUUCCCGGACCCGGAGGUCUGGGACCCGCGGCGCUGGCUGCGGGGGUCCGCGCGCGCGCCGACGUUCGCGCUGCUGCUCGACGACGCCGACUGGGAGGACAAGGCGGACUACGCCGUGGGCAAGGGCGCCAGCUCGCCGUACCUCCCGUUCGGGGCGGGGCGCCACCGGUGCAUUGGCGAGAAGUUCGCGUACGUCCAGCUGCAGACGAUCGUGGCGAACGUGGUGAGGCUGUUCAGGUUUGCCGCGGUGGAUGGGACGGAGGGCAAGGUGGGAGGCACGGAUUAUGCGUCCUUGUUCUCGAGGCCGUUGGAGCCGGCGAAUAUACGCUGGGAGAGGCGGCGAGGGUAGAUGGGUAGGUAGCAGGUAUUUAGUUAGGAAGAUUGUAAUAGAUGCCUACUCGGGUUCAUGGAGGUUCGUUGUGUUGAAUUUCUCUCGGUGAGGGUGCUUCUGGCAAGCGAAAUGGUGAAAAGGGGUAAUGAAGCUACUAGGUUAAGUACCUAAGCAGGCUACCACCGCC